This is a messenger RNA of Chelmon rostratus (copperband butterflyfish), 1607 nucleotides long. RefSeq names its product ribosomal oxygenase 2 (gene riox2). Gene Ontology annotation, molecular function: histone H3K4 demethylase activity; histone H3K36 demethylase activity. The coding region runs from base 75 to 1511 and encodes 478 amino acids. The transcript has 10 exons. Lineage: Eukaryota; Metazoa; Chordata; Actinopteri; Chaetodontiformes; Chaetodontidae. The record is from RefSeq and is a predicted model, not a curated record. Gene Ontology annotation, cellular component: nucleolus.
CAGACGCUGAAGCUGAAGCUGCUGCUGCUGUUAAAUCUGGACAGACUGUUGCGGAUCAGCACAGAGUAGCACUUAUGAAAGCGCACCCACAGUUAAAAAUGCCAAAGAAAAGCAAAGCAAAGAAUAUAAAGAGACGGAGCAGUGAUGAAGAGCAGCUCCCUCCUAAACGGAGCAGGUUGAAGCACAGCAACACUGCAUCCCCUCUGUGCUUCCACAGCCCAGUCAACCUGUUCCAGAGCCUCAUCCAGCCCAUGGAGACAGAGCAGUUCUUCAGGGAGUACUGGGAGAAAAAACCUCUUCAUCUGCAGAGGUCUGAUUCCAGCACAGCUGCCUAUUAUCAGUCUUUGUUCCAACUGUCUGACCUGCACAGCCUGUGUUCUCAGGGUCUGGAAUACUAUAGGGACAUCAACGUUGUUCGCUGCAUCAACGGCAAGAAAAAAGUGCUCAACAAGGUGGGCCAAGUUAAGAACAGUGUUCUUAAUAAGAACUUGGUUCAGGAUAAGGCCACAAUCCAGUUCCACCAGCCACAGAGGUUCAAGAAUGAGCUAUGGAGGAUCCAGGAGAAGUUGGAGUGUUUCUUUGGAGCUUUGGUGGGUUCUAAUGUCUACAUCACACCACAGGAGUCCCAGGGCCUUCCAGCUCACUAUGAUGAUGUUGAGGUGUUUAUUCUGCAGCUUGAGGGGCAGAAACGUUGGCUUCUCUACACUCCUACUGUUCCGCUGGCAACAGAGUACAGCGUGGAAUCAGAUGAGAGGAUCGGCAGCCCAACCCAUGAUAUUGUAUUGGAGGCAGGAGAUCUUCUGUACUUUCCCAGAGGAACCAUCCAUCAAGCAAGCACUCCAACAGGAGUAGACCACUCCACCCACCUGACUCUCAGCACAUACCAGAGAAUGUCAUGGGGAGAUUUACUGUUGGACAUAUUUCCCAGCUUGCUGUGUGACAGCAGCAGGAAUGAAGUAAGCCUGAGAGAGGGCAUGCCCAGAAGACUCCUACUGGGCAGCAGUGAAUGUCUGGACACCAGGAAGUGGCUGGCCACUAGGCUCAGAUCUCUGGCUGAUAAAAUGGAAACAGGGAUGUACGAAGUCCGCUCCACUCACAUGAAGAGAGACUUCAUCAUGAACAGACUGCCACCAUGCAGCCAGCAGCAGCUUACACCAUCUGGGAAGAUUCCUGCCUUGGAGGACAUGGUGUGUUUGAGAUUUAAAGAACAUAUAGUAAUAACAGUGGAGCCUAGCCAAGACGAAACGGAUGAAGCCACGGACCUUGUGGUCUUUGUCUUACAUUCUUUGAAGAACCAAAGGAAGAGCCACAUGAUGGGUGAAAUGAAUGAUGACAAGGUGGAACAGGACAUCUCCAGGGGGCUAAAGUUCCCUCUGUCCCACCUCCAGGCCCUCCGGCAACUCCAACAGGUAGAGCAGCUGGCUGUGGCCCAGCUCCAGCUUCCUACACAGGAGGACAAACUCAGUCUGGUCCUGGCUCUGUGGAGUGAGAGCCUGCUGGUUGUGGUAUAGCAUGUUGUUGAUUUUCAUGAGUACCUCUCAAUAUUUCUCUUUCCCUUUUGUUUUUUCUUGCACCUCCUGAAUAAAGCUGCCACAGCUUCAGCUGUG